ACUGCCCCUUCACCACCUUUACCAACCCAGCCAUCCAUCGACCCAAGAUCUUCCUCUACGACACAACACUUGCUGCCAAAGCCUCGUUUUUAACUUUCAUCGCUACUCUACGUACCUCAGAAACCGACAUCAUGGACCGCAUCAAGGAGAAAAUGAACCAGCUUCGCCUGGAGGCCGACGAGGCAUCUUCCAAGGUUGAGGAGCUCCAGUCCAAGGUCAAGGUUCUCGAGCAGGAGAACCUGUCCAAGGAGCAGGAAAUCACCUCGCUGCAGCACAAGAACGGUCUUCUCGAGGCCGAAGUCGAGAAGCUUGAGGGCAGUGUUAAGGAUCACAAGAAGGCUGCCGACGAGAGCACAACUACCGGCACUCAGAACGAGACCCUGCAGCGGAGGCUCCAGCUUCUUGAGGAGGAGGCCGAGGAUGCCGACAAGACUCUCCGCGAGGCCAACGAGAAGCUUCGUCAGACCGACGUCAAGGCUGGCCACUUUGAGCGCAAGGUGCAGGCCCUUGAGGUCGAGCGUGACCAGUGGGAGGCCAAGUACGAGGAGAUGUCGAAGAAGUACACGGAACUCAAGAAGGAGCUCGAAGAGCUUCAGAACGAGAUUGGCAACAUCUAAUUCAAGUUGUUGAGGUUAACGUUACUGCUGCGUGUAUGCUCUCUUGAUGAUAGAGCCUGUGGCGGACGUUGUAGGGUGACAGUAUGGACUUCCAGUCAUAUGGGAACCUUCAGGCGCCGCAGCGGUGGAACUGUUGUCUCCGAUUUCCAAAUUUGCGACAGCAUAGCAUUUUGCGAAAUGGGCGUCCAGUUGUGCUUUUCACAGUUAUAUGACUUAGGGAGGCCGAGGUGAGGCAGCCGGGGGUAUCCAUUAUCUCUAUGCGGAAGCUUAGGCAGGCCAGGUACCAACAGCUGCUGCGUGUGCUCGGGAGAUCAUUACGAUGUCCGAGGCAAAUCAUUCCUUGCCUUUG
Messenger RNA from Verticillium alfalfae VaMs.102, 966 nucleotides. RefSeq names its product actin lateral binding protein. Gene Ontology annotation, biological process: actin filament organization; mitotic cytokinesis. The coding region runs from base 132 to 617 and encodes 161 amino acids. The record is from RefSeq and is a predicted model, not a curated record. Gene Ontology annotation, cellular component: actomyosin contractile ring; actin filament. Lineage: Eukaryota; Fungi; Ascomycota; Sordariomycetes; Glomerellales; Plectosphaerellaceae. The transcript has 3 exons. Gene Ontology annotation, molecular function: actin filament binding.